Molecule: messenger RNA, 1721 nt
Organism: Lepidothrix coronata (blue-crowned manakin)
Lineage: Eukaryota; Metazoa; Chordata; Aves; Passeriformes; Pipridae
Gene: EDAR
Product: ectodysplasin A receptor
Exons: 11
Coding region: 14-1360 (448 amino acids)
Biological process (GO): positive regulation of JNK cascade; positive regulation of canonical NF-kappaB signal transduction
Cellular component (GO): plasma membrane
Molecular function (GO): signaling receptor activity
Source: RefSeq, a predicted model, not a curated record
GCAUCAAGAGAGCAUGGCUCACCUGAGUGAACGUAAAUGGACUCACGUGUUCCCUUUCCUGGUGGUCUCCCUGGUGUACUCUGCCAGUGCUGAAUACUCCAACUGCGGCGAGAAUGAAUACUACAACCAGACCACUGGCAUGUGCCAUGACUGCCCCAAGUGCGAGCCGGGUGAAGAACCUUACAUGACAUGUGGAUAUGGCACCAAAGACGAGGACUAUGGCUGCAUCCCCUGCCCUUCAGAGAAGUUUUCCAGAGGAGGUUACCAGAUAUGCAGACGGCACAAAGACUGUGAGGGUUUUUUUCGAGCCACAGUCAUGACACCUGGUGAUCAGGAGAAUGAUGCAGAAUGUGGUCCUUGUCUCCCAGGUUACUACAUGCUGGAAAACAGACCUCGCAACAUCUACGGGAUGGUUUGCUACUCGUGCUUGUUGGCACCUCCUAACACCAAGGAAUGUGCAGGGGCUAACUCUGGCAUUUCAGCCAUUUUUCCAAGUACCUCUGGCACAAGCACUUUCUCACCUUACCAGCAUGCUCACAAAGCAGAUCUUUCAGGACAAGGACAUCUGGCUACAGCUCUUAUAAUUGCCAUGUCUACCAUCUUCAUAAUGGCUAUUGCCAUUGUCCUCAUCAUCAUGUUUUACAUUGUGAAAACAAAACCUUCUGCUCAAGCCUGUUGCAAGAGCCACUCAGUAAAAAAUGUUGAAGCUCAGGCUAACACACAAGAAGAGAAGAAAGAAGUGCAAGAUAAUGUUGUGAUAUUCUCUGAAAAAGAAGAGUUUGAAAAACUUACAGCAACUCCAGCUAAGGCUGUCAAAAGUGAAAACGAUGCAUCUUCUGAGAAUGAACGACUUUUAAGCCGUAGUAUGGAUAGUGAUGAAGAAGCUGCAGUUGACAAGCAAGGGACCCCAGAGAGAUGCUUAUUAUCUUUAGUGCAUUUGGCCAGAGAUAAAUCUUCUACAAGCAAUAAAUCAACUGGGAUUCAAAGUCGAAGGAAAAAGAUACUCGAUGUGUAUGCUAACGUAUGCGACGUUGCAGAAGGUCUGAGCCCUACAGAGCUGCCAUUUGAUUGCCUGGAGAAGACCAGCCGAAUGCUCAGCUCGACCUACAACACAGAAAAAGCCAUAGUGAAAACGUGGCGCCACCUUGCCGAGAGCUUUGGACUGAAGAGAGAUGAGAUAGGCGGUAUGACAGACGGCAUGCAGCUGUUUGACCGCAUCAGCACGGCAGGUUACAGUAUCCCAGAACUGCUAACCAAACUGGUACAAAUUGAGCGGUUGGAUGCUGUUGAAUCCUUGUGUGCAGAUAUUCUGGAGUGGGCGCAAGCAAUGCCAGCUCCUGAACCAGCAGGGACAUCCUGACAUGCCUGCCUGGGACCUGCACUUCUACAUCACCCCAAAGAAGCACGAUUUCGGCAAGCACACAAAGACUAUGGACAAAAGACCAUUGAUGUUUCUUCUACAUAAUUGCUCCUGAUAGCCAAUGGGAAGCUCUUCUCUUUGACUUCUAAAAAAAAGUGAAGUUGCACAUUUAUAAAAAUAAGAGCAGAAAUCUCCCAAGAACCUUGGUAUGAAACAUGUCAAUAAACAAAAAUUAUUAUAUUAACCAGUUACUGAUAACAAGUGGACACACAAACAUCCAUUUUGCAGUCUGUAUUAUGAGUUUAAGGGCAAAUAACCCUGCUGAUACCCUUCCUACCUGGCCUUCAAGAAAGGCAUUGAA